AUUCAAGAUAAUGAUUUCUCUUUAUGGAUAUAUUUCCAUUUUUAAGGUUUCUAGUAUUUCUUCCCUUUAAUCUUUCCCAAGCCACUGCAGAAUACAAUGUAUUCUUCUGGUGAAAAAUUAUUAACAAAGGCUUGAAGGUUAAAAGUAAACCAUCUCCAAGCAAAUAAGUAUCUAAUGGAAAAUUUAUAUUUUAGAAAAUUGGUAAACUUGAUAUCCAGUCUCAGUUUAGUCAUUAUCCAUUUUUUGUUGUGCCAUUCACAUUAUAAGAUCCCUAUAAGAUAUUUUCCCAUUGCUUUGCAUUCAACUAAUAUCUGUUAUGAUGUUGCAACAUCCAUGUUUAGCAUUAUGGUAUUCACAUUUGCCAAAGUAUACUUGCAUGGUGAUUUUAUUGUAAAUUCAUUUGUUCCUCUAUCUGUCACACAAGUGCUGGUGAGUUAUGUUGUCGUAGUCCUUUCCACUUGUAAACUAUGUUAUGUUUUGCAAACUGUCAUCUUUUCUUUUUUUCCACCCAUGCUAUUAUUAUUUUUAAGUACGUGUGCUGCUUGUGCUUUAUAGAGAAGGAGAAUUUGUGCUUGUAUGGACUUCCUAGUGAGCAGUGGGAGGUCAAUUUGCCUGCUGAAGAAGUACCUCCAGAACUCCCUGAGCCUGCUCUAGGGAUCAAUUUUGCUAGAGACGGGAUGCAAGAGAAGGAUUGGUUAUCUCUGGUUGCUGUUCACAGUGAUGCCUGGUUGCUUGCUGUUGCCUUUUAUUUUGGAUCUAGAUUUGGUUUUGAUAAAGCUGACAGGAAACGGCUUUUCAACAUGAUCAAUGAACUCCCUACAGUAUUUGAAGUUGUGACUGGUGCUGCAAAGAAACAACAGAAAGAGAAGUCUUCGGUCUCCAACCACAGUAGCAACAAAUCAAAGUCAAACUCUAAGCCGGGAUUGGAAUCUCCGGAAAAAUAUCCAAAGUCACAGCCGAAGGAUGAAGAAGAAGAAGUGUUUGAUGAGGAAGAAGAUGAAGAACAUGGGGAAACACUCUGUGGCUCCUGUGGAGAAAACUAUGCAUCAGAUGAAUUUUGGAUCUGCUGUGACAUUUGUGAGAAGUGGUUCCAUGGCAAGUGUGUGAAGAUUACCCCUGCUAGGGCUGAGCAUAUCAAGCAUUACAAGUGUCCUUCUUGCACCAACAAGAGAGCUCGACCCUGAUGUAGAAUAUGGUCCUCAAACUCUGCUAACUGCUGUUGUUGAUCAGGCCGCUCUCGUUUUUAAUUGUCUAUUUAUCUUUAGCAUUAACCUGUGAUUUCGUGUUCAUUAUCAGGGGGUUCGUUCUUCGGAGUAUAGUAUUAUUUCAUUCUAGAUUUCGCAAGUAGAGCCCCAUGUUACUUGGAAUAUCAUGUUUUUUCUACCAUUCAGUAGGAAUUUCAGCUCUGUAAUGUUCUGUGAUCAAGACUAGUACUUCAUUUCCGAUUAGAAUGUUGCUUAUGAGGUCCCGUGAGGUGAACUAAUAUGUUUGUCAACAGUUACAUGUGCCCAGAGAGAGUAAUGAAUUAACGUGCACCUGAUA
Olea europaea var. sylvestris is the source of this 1542-nucleotide messenger RNA. Its product is annotated as PHD finger protein ALFIN-LIKE 4-like. Lineage: Eukaryota; Viridiplantae; Streptophyta; Magnoliopsida; Lamiales; Oleaceae. Gene Ontology annotation, cellular component: nucleus. Bases 468 to 1184 code for a protein of 238 amino acids. Gene Ontology annotation, molecular function: transcription cis-regulatory region binding; histone binding; transcription coregulator activity. The record is from RefSeq and is a predicted model, not a curated record. Gene Ontology annotation, biological process: regulation of DNA-templated transcription. The transcript is spliced from 3 exons.